AUGAAGACCACUCUACUCUCCGCUCUCCUUUUCCCUCUUCUGCCAUCAUCCGUCCUCGCAGCCGCCGACGACGAUGUGACCUGCCAGACAAAACUUGGCAAGGAAUCAGUCACAGAUGUCCAGACUGUCACUGUCACCAAGACAGACAGUGUAGUCCCUACGACAACAACCACAGUUAUUCCGACUGUGGUGAAGAAAGCUAACCAAUGGUCAACAAUCACGGUGUUCUCCACCAAGACUUUCACCGUCACUGGAAAAGGCGGCACCGACACUUUCAGCACUACUACCACGCUGUUCAAGGUGGCCACUGUUAUCGUGACCGCUACUUCUACUACUACCAGCACAAAGACAGGCACAAGGACUUCAACGUCUACUACUCAGAUUCCAACCACUGCUGGGUUUAAGUUCAUCUCGGAUACAGUCAACUCAAGGUCUCUGAAUGCGCAAAAGCGUGACAAGCUGUUCCAGAAGCCCCAUGCCCGGGCGAUAAUCAAGCCUGGGAUAAAAGCUUUCAAAUUCCCUUCAAAGGUUCAGUGCACGAAGCUUCUUCCAAAUGCCAACACAAAGGUUGUCCAGAAAACUGGUACUCCAGUUACCAAGACAGUGGCAAGUAUGCAGACAACCACUGUCGUCAAGACAAUCUCUACCACCACAACCCUUAUUCCCAAAGACGUAUCCGUCACCAAGUCCUUCACUACUUCCAUGAAAGUCACCACCUACUCCACCAAGUGGAAGACAGCAACAAAAUCUGCCACCGCCACCAAAACAAAGGUAAUCUCCGGCCCUACCGAAUAUGCAGCUUGCAAAGAAGCAAACAUGUUUGGCCCCGACUUUAACAGCGCAAGCACAGGCUACUACGUUACCAACGUUCUCAACAACGGCCCUGGUAUUCCCUCUGAUUUCCAGAUCGUCGCAAAUGGCGCCAGCAGUCCUGAAGAGUGCUGUAGCUCUUGCAUGCAGUUCACUGGCUGCGAGACGUGGAGUUUCCGUGCCGCUAACCGCAACUGUUUCCUUCUGUACCACGCCGGCUCGACGUGCAAGUCGCAGAGCAAUCAUCCUAACUACUUUAUGUCUAAGAAAGGCGCUGACACUGGGGCUGGUUUCAUUGUUGGCAAUGGGAAAUGUGGUUUCACUUAUAGCGGCAAUAGUGAUGGCUCGGUGUUUGCCGUUGAUCUUUAA
This is a messenger RNA of Fusarium proliferatum ET1, 1179 nucleotides long. RefSeq lists its product as uncharacterized. The record is from RefSeq and is a predicted model, not a curated record. The transcript is spliced from 2 exons. NCBI's taxonomy places the organism in Eukaryota, Fungi, Ascomycota, Sordariomycetes, Hypocreales, Nectriaceae. Bases 1 to 1179 code for a protein of 392 amino acids.